GAUGCUAUCUCAAGUCUGAGCUAGCCCUGACCCUCGACCCAACCUCUCCACGCUCUAGCAGCGCUCGUGCGCAACAGGAAACCUUGGAAGCGAACACGUGAACUCAUAAUCCCAAUGUACUGCUGUCUCGUCUCUCCUUCUUCUGACACCAGAGCUUCUCCUUGCUGCCAGACUCAGUCCCUACAGGUCCCAGCUGCGACACACCCACACACACCCACACACGCGCGCAACCACCACAUUUUUGUUGACGGCCAGACGUCGUCCUCAACCUUUGGAGUAAUAUACCCGCUUGUCUAGCGCGCCCACCCGCAGUAGCUCAACCAAGUCGGAGCUCAAGCUCCUUCGACCGUCCUUCAGCUCUUCCCCUCAAGACUGCGCCGACGUCUGCCAUUGCGCGAAUCUACUUCACGCCCGAAGCAACGCAGUCCACAUCCACCAUGGCUGGGUCAACAGCGAGAGACGUCCAGAACCACAUUCUGUUCGAGGUUGCAACCGAAGUAGCCAACAGAGUGGGUGGUAUCUACUCAGUCCUCAAGUCCAAGGCCCAGGUCACAACAGCCGAAUAUGGCGCAGCAUAUACUCUUUUGGGCCCGUGGAACAGAGCAUCGGCCGCAGUAGAGGUCGAACCAAUUGAGCCAAAGGACCCUGCUUUGAUCGCUACCAUCAAUUCCAUGGAAGAGCGCGGCAUCAAGACGCUAUACGGACGCUGGCUAAUUGACGGCGCUCCUCGUGUGCUCUUGUUCGAUACCAGCACUGGAUACGGCUGGCUUGAUGAGUGGAAGGGCGAUCUGUGGUCGACGGCCGGCAUCCCUUCCCCGCCAGGCGACUCGGAGACCAACGAAGCCAUUGUCUUUGGUUACCUCAUUGCAUGGUUCUUGGGCGAGUACGUUUUCCACGAGAAGAAGCGGGCUGUCAUUGUUCAGUUCCACGAGUGGCUGGCAGGUGUGGCAGUACCGCUCUGCAAGAAGCGCCGCAUCGAUGUGACUACCAUCUUCACCACGCACGCAACCCUCCUCGGUCGUUAUCUCUGUGCCGGCUCGGUCGACUUCUACAACAACCUGCAGUUCUUCGACUGUGACGCGGAAGCUGGGAAGCGUGGUAUUUACCACCGCUACUGUAUCGAGCGAGCCGCUACGCACGCCGCUGAUGUUUUCACCACCGUGUCUCACAUCACCGCCUACGAGAGCGAGCAUCUCUUGAAGCGAAAGCCAGACGGCGUGUUGCCCAACGGGUUGAACGUCAAGAAGUUUUCUGCCACUCACGAGUUCCAGAACUUGCAUCAGCAGGCCAAGGUGAAGAUCAACGACUUUGUACGCGGACAUUUCUACGGCCACAACGACUUCGACCCCGAGAACACGCUCUACUUCUUCACGGCCGGUCGAUACGAGUACCGGAACAAGGGUGUUGACAUGUUCAUUGAGUCGUUGGCUCGGUUGAACCACAAGAUGAAGAGCGAAAACUCCAACAUGACGGUGGUCGCCUUCAUCAUUCUGCCUGCGCAGACGACGUCUCUGUCGGUCGACUCGCUGAAAGGACAGGCCGUGAUCAAGUCGCUACACGACACUGUGAACAACAUUGCGGAGAAUGUAGCCAAGAAGCUGUUUGAACGCUCUUUGACCUGGCACGAGGGCCAUGACCUGCCGGAAGACAAGGAUCUGAUUACGCCUGCAGACAAGAUCCUGCUCCGCCGACGGUUGUUCGCUAUGAAGCGACACAACCUGCCGCCCAUUGUUACCCACAACAUGGUCAACGAUGCCGAGGAUCCUGUGCUCAACCAGCUGCGCCGCUGCCAGCUGUUCAACCAUCCUUCCGAUCGCGUCAAGGUUGUGUUCCAUCCCGAGUUCCUGAACUCCGCCAAUCCCGUCUUGCCCCUCGAUUACGAUGACUUUGUCCGCGGAACGCAUCUUGGUGUAUUCUCAUCGUACUAUGAACCAUGGGGUUAUACACCCGCCGAGUGCACUGUCAUGGGUGUUCCCAGCAUCACGACCAACUUGUCUGGUUUCGGCUGCUACAUGGAGGAACUCAUUGAGAAUGCGUCCGACUACGGCAUCUACAUUGUGGACCGGAGAAUGAAGGGAGUGGACGACUCUGUGAACCAGCUGGUGGACUACAUGUUCGACUUCACCAAGAAGAGCAAGCGCCAACGUAUCAACCAGCGUAACCGCACGGAACGCCUCAGCGAUCUCCUCGACUGGAAGCGAAUGGGCCUCGAAUACGUCAAGGCGAGGCAGCUGGCUCUUCGACGCGCCUAUCCUGCGGCAUACGAGGACGAUGACGAGCCUGACUUCUUUGGCUCGCAGGAUAUCAAGAUCUCGCGCCCUCUGUCUGAGCCUGGGUCGCCGCGCGAGCGAUCGGGCAUGAUGACGCCUGGUGACUUUGCUUCGCUGCAGGAGGGCCGCGAGGGACUGAGCACCGAGGAUUACAUUGCGUGGAAGCUUCCUGAAGAGGAAGAGCCCGAUGACUUUGAUUUCCCGCUCACUCUCAAGACAAAGAGCAAACCGAACUCAGGCGCCAACACGCCAACAUUACCAGCUGCGGUGAAUGGUACUGACUAGGCUACGCAGCGUGGCGCGAACAUGUCUGGGGCGAAGACGUGGAAGAGGAAGACGAAGUGUGAAAUUGCAUGCGUGGGCUACUCAUUUCUUAUCUGUAUUUUGGACUUGCUUUUAUAUACGCGAUACUUACUGCAUGAGUUGGCAUGACUUUGAGCAACCCCCUGCUUGGGCGGCGAGGCCUAUGUAUCUAUAAGUUGUGAAUAACAUUUCUCAUUGGACUGUUGUAUUUGUGUGUCGUUGAUAGUGCAGACGAAAGAAUUUAGAGGAUGGUGAUGGUGUCAAGACCCC
Molecule: messenger RNA, 2843 nt
Organism: Cucurbitaria berberidis CBS 394.84
Lineage: Eukaryota; Fungi; Ascomycota; Dothideomycetes; Pleosporales; Cucurbitariaceae
Product: glycosyltransferase family 3 protein
Exons: 5
Coding region: 438-2555 (705 amino acids)
Biological process (GO): glycogen biosynthetic process
Cellular component (GO): cytoplasm
Molecular function (GO): alpha-1,4-glucan glucosyltransferase (UDP-glucose donor) activity
Source: RefSeq, a predicted model, not a curated record